Molecule: messenger RNA, 1288 nt
Organism: Dimorphilus gyrociliatus
Lineage: Eukaryota; Metazoa; Annelida; Polychaeta; Dinophilidae
Source: the annotation of a GenBank genome assembly
CAUGUGUUCGCUUGAUUUGGAAGAAACGGCAAACCGACUAGGAAUUGAAUAUUUCCUGGUAUCUUACGCACCUUUAAAUACAGAUGUAAGAUGUUCUCUUAUACCCAAACGUGCAAUUCGAGAAGUGCAAAAAAACGGAUGCGGAAUGCCCCCUGCAAUGUUCUUCAAAUCCACUCCUGUAGAACCAGAGAUGAUAAUUAAACCUGACCCAAAAAGUUUAAUACAAUUGCCAUGGAAAUCUAAGUUUGCCUGGUUAAGCAGUGACUUAUAUAUGUAUGGAAAACCGUUUGACCAAUGUCCCAGGGCUUGUUUAAAGAGGCAGGUGGAACUCGCCAAGAGUAUGGGAUUUUCCAUGAAAUCUGGAGUAGAGCCUGAAUUUACACUUUUAACAAAGGAUGGAAAAGAAUUCGCUGAUAAAAUUGACAUGCAACAGCCCAUGAGCCUUCAAGAUCCACUUGCGAUUAUGAGACAUUCCAAGUUUUUAACUGAUCUAUCUGAUUCUAUGGAAAAGAUUGGGUGGAAUCCAUAUGAAAUCGACCACGAGUCAUCUUGCUGUCAAUACGAAAUUAACUUUGAUUAUGUUGAUUGCUUAGAAACAGCUGAUAGAUUUAUGUUUAUGAAAUUCAUGAUUAAAGAACUAGCAGAAAUUCAUGGUAUAAAAGCUUCGUUUAUGCCUGUGCCUAUACCUAGAAUACUCUGCGCCAAUGGCUUGCAUGUUAAUGUUUCCCUUUGGAAUAAUAGCACACAUACGAAUGCAUUUGAGGAUGAUUCGGAUGAGUUGGGACUAUCCCAAAUUGCUUAUAACUUUAUAGGUGGUUUAAUGAAACAUGUUGAGGAUACAUGCGCCAUUUGCUGUCCAACAGUAAAUAGUUACAAGAGAUUAAAUAGAGGUGUAUGGUGUCCCAACGUAAUAUCUUGGGGUGGUAAUAACAGGACUGUUCUAUUUAGAAUUCCAGCCUCUAAUAGGGUCGAACACAGAUUGCCUGAUGCGACUGCAAAUCCCUAUCUAAUGCAAGCGGCAAUCUUGGCUUCGGGCCUGGAUGGAAUCAUAAAUAAGAUUCAUCCAGGGCCGAAAGCUGAUUUCGAUGUUCAGAUGCAAUCCGAGCAAUUUAAGAAAGUACCGAAAAACCUUGAAAAGGCUUUAGAUAAAUUGGAAUCAAGUACAUUCUUGAAAGAUUCUCUUGGAGAACCAAUUAUCGAUGGUUUUAUUCACCUUAAAAGAAAAGAAUGGAAUCUGUUCCAUUCGGAAAUUACACCGUGGGAAAUAGAUUAUUAUUCUAAUGCUUAA